This is a messenger RNA of Rubroshorea leprosula, 2930 nucleotides long. NCBI's taxonomy places the organism in Eukaryota, Viridiplantae, Streptophyta, Magnoliopsida, Malvales, Dipterocarpaceae. The record is from the annotation of a GenBank genome assembly.
AGAAGAUGAAGAAGAAUGAAUGAAUAAAGAGGAAAUAAACGAAUUUUCCGCAGAAAAUGCUCAAGCAAUCUGCUUGGAAUUUUCUCUCUAGGGUUCUUUGAUUUUCCAUCCAUCCAAACAAAAACUCACAGCGCUGUGCUUUCCAGGAAAUUCAGGUUGACUCUGUGAGUUUUUCUCGCUAAACGAACUGAAGCUUUCGGUGUACCUAGUUGACGAAGAGGAGAUAUAGUUUGAGGGAGAGCGAAAAUGAUGUCCGCUUCUUCAUCGUCAGCUACAGUAGCCGUGGAGAAGGCGACGAGCGACCUUCUGAUCGCUCCUGAUUGGACUAUGAACAUCGAUAUCUGUGAUUCCAUCAAUUCUCAUCAUUGGCAGGCAAAGGAUGUUGUAAAAGCUGUAAAGAAAAGGUUGCAGCACAAGAAUUCUCAAGUGCAACUGCUUGCUCUUACGCUGUUGGAGACAAUGGUGAAGAACUGUGGUGAUUUUGUCCAUUUUCAAAUUGCUGAGAGGAAUAUAUUGGGGGAGAUGGUCAAAAUUGUGAGGAAGAAGGCGGACAUGCAAGUGAGAGAUAAAAUCUUGGCUUUGUUGGAUUCUUGGCAGGAGGCAUUCGGUGGUCCGGGGGGAAAAUAUCCUCAGUACUACUAUGCAUAUGAAGAACUAAGGCGGUCUGGAGUUAUAUUUCCACAACGUUCACCAGAUGCUGCUCCAAUAUUUACACCACCUGCCACUCAUGAAAUAAUGAGACAUGCUGGCUAUGGAAUGCCAAGCAAUUCUUCUAGAAGGCUUGAUGAAACAAUGGCUACAGAAUAUGAGAGUUUAAGUUUGUCUAGCUUGGACUCUAUGCGGGAUGUUUUGGAGCUCUUAAGUGACAUGCUGCAAGCAGUGAACCCUGGUGAUAUGGCGGCAGUGAAAGAUGAAGUAAUAGUAGAUCUUGUUAAUCGUUGUCGAUCCAACCAAAAGAAACUCAUGCAAAUGCUGACAACAACAGGGGAUGAGGACCUGCUGGGUCGAGGUCUUGAACUAAAUGAUAGUCUGCAGAGUGUGCUUGCAAAACAUGAUGCUAUAGCUUCAGGUUCCUCCCUUCCAAGUCAAGUUGUUAAUUUAAGUUCCAAACCAACUCUGAAUGAAGUCAGUACUUCUGACAAACCAACUGAAGCAAAAGAUUCUAGUUCGAAAUCUAAUAUCAAUGCCCCUGCACCUGUUGCUGCUAUUGCAAGAGGCCAGUUAGAGGAAGAUGAAGAGGAGGAUGACUUUGCUCAGCUAGCUAGAAGGCACUCCAAAGCUCAGCCAACACCUGGUCACAGUACAAAUGCUGGAAUGAGUGAGGGUGCUGCUUCAAUGAAUAAUACCUCAGCAACAUCAUAUGUCCCAGCUGCCUCAGCUCCAGUUACAUGCACUGCAUUAGCACUGCCCAGUCCACCUGCACCAGUGAGGACUACUAAAGAGCAGGACAUGAUAGACCUUCUUAGUCUCACCUUGUCAACAACAUCAACUUCACCCCAUACUCCUCAAACUCCAUCAGCAUCUUACCAUAACAUUCAUCAGGUACCAGUUUCCCCCGGCACCCAAGGGCAGCCUUCUGUUUCUCAGACCUAUCCUGGAAAUCAAGGGCAGGUACCCUAUAAUACUUAUGUUGCCCCUUGGGCCCAAGCUCAACCUCCACCUCAGUCUCAGCCUCAGCAACAACCCCAAUCUCAAGCCCAGCCACUGCAUCAGAUACAGUCUCAACAUCAAAUCCAUCCAGAGUCUCAAUCUCAACCUCAGUUCCAGUCACAAUCCCAAAUUCAACUCCAAUCACAGUUUCCCUCAAGUCAGAUCCAAUCACAAUCUCAAAAUCCAUCUCAGAUGCAUGCACAACCCCAAACGCAAGUCCAUCCCUCCCAAUCACAACCCCAAACGCAAGUCCAUCCUUCCCAAUCACAACCCCAGAUCCAGUCACAAUACCAAAAUCCUUCUCAGUUACUAGCACACUCCCAGAAUCAUCUCCAGCCACAGUUACAAUCACAAGCUCAAAAUCAGGGACAAUCUUUACUUCGAACAUUAUCACAGCCUCAAUAUCAGAAUCACAUACAACCUUCACAUCAACCAUUGUCACAAUCUCAAUAUCCUCAGUACUCAUCUGGGUACCCUCCUCCGCCAUGGGCUGCAACACCAGGUUAUUUCAAUGGCCAAAAUAGCUUCUCAACUACAAAUACCAUGUUCUCUACUCCCCAAUCCAGCAUGACCAUGUCGAAUGCAGCCAUGCAAGCAGCAAGACCAUCACAGCUCAAUAGAUCAUAUACUGCAAUGGCAGGCAACGGUUCAACCACAAUUGGAGAUCCUCAGGCAAGUCUAGGUCCAAGAAAUCCUACACUUGCAGGAGGCCAGAAGCCAUUUAUUCCAUCUUACAGAUUGUUUGAAGAUUUGAAUGUGCUCGGUAAUGCAGAUGGAAGGCUGAAGAUGACAAGUGGUAAUGCACCUAGUUUGUCAAGUUCUGCUAGUCAAGGUAUGAUUGGUAGUAGGAAGUAGAAAGAGAUGCAACUUUGCACAAGACAUUCGUGUGAAUAUGUUUGUACAUCCAUGUCUCCUUUUAACGUUUCAACAUAUUCUCUCAGAAUGAUUUGACAAUUUGGCAUUCAUCAUGAUGAUAAGAGGUCUCUCAGAUUCUGGUUGUCGUUUUGAUUUGGCUGUCUACGGGCUACGUACCAAAUUGAUCUCCUCUUUGGCUUAUAUAUCUAAAUGUUGCCUGAGGAAAUGACUAACUUGGAUCUUGCCUCUCAGCUUAUGAAUUGUAUGUAUGGAUUACUACUGUUUCAAGAAGUGACUUGCGAGUACCAAUUAAAUUCUGAGAGAAAAACAACAAAGAUAAAGUGCAAUACCUCCUCCAAUAGACGGACACUUCUGUUGGCAAAGUCAUUCCACCGUAAAGUCCAAAAUACAAAGGGCCAAAAGUA